Messenger RNA from Chironomus riparius, 1276 nucleotides. The record is from the annotation of a GenBank genome assembly. NCBI's taxonomy places the organism in Eukaryota, Metazoa, Arthropoda, Insecta, Diptera, Chironomidae.
CGCUAAUCUACUUUUACGAAGAAGAAUAAAUAUUCACAUUUUUAAGUUUUUAACAAGAAAACCCGACUUUUCGGGACUGUUUAAGCCUUGCAACAUACUGUUCUCGUGACUUGCUAUCAUGUAAAGUUAUUGUAAUUAAUAAGAAAAAGCAUUUGAGAGAUAUAAAAGGAAAAUUUUGAAAUUGUGAAUCACACAACAACAAAAAGUCACAUCAAAUUUAAAUUUUUUUGAUAAAUUAUGGAGUCAUCCUCAGCAUUGGAGCUACUUUCUCGUGCAGCAUUAAAUGCUCAGGAACAUGAAGCAGCUAUUGAGUUAAGUAAACUGCCAGCCAAGAAAAGAUUAACACAGCUUAAAGCUCAACAGAAUGCCAUAUUAAAUUCAACAGCACCCACCCAUUCUAGUUUAUCAAUAAUACCCAUCAAUAAUCAAGCAGUAUCUGCGCCCAUAAAUUCCAGUAACAAUAAUAAUACAAUCAAAUCGUCAUUAUUGGAUCGUUCAGAAUUAAUGGAACAAGACGACGAUGAAGAAAUUAAUGUUGACGGUGACCACGAUGAUAGUCCAUUAGAUAUGCGAAUAACUAAAACAAAGCAUGAUUCUGACGAUUCGGUUCGCCCAAGUGUCAUUCGACGUGCUCCGUCAUUCAAAGAUACUAACUCGAAUUCACCAGAUCCGUCAUCAACUUGUGAUCCAUUUAUUGAUGAACAUUUUAGACGUUCUCUCGGUACUGACUAUGAUCUCAUUAUGCGAAAUAAACAAUUGGAACAAGAGCAAAAGCAACGAAUGUUAGAAGAACAAUUACAGCAGCAGCAACAACAACAGCAAGCAGCUGUUAUGCAUACACAAAGUCUACUUAAACUCAAGCACCAUAAAAAGCAUCAAAUUCAUCAACAUCACCAAGCAAUGUUAAGCAUACAACAAGAAAAUCAACUGCCAAUUCAAACGACACCAAUACAAAUUGUCCCACAAUUGCAGCCACAACAACAGAAACAAGUGAUAAUCACUGAGCACAGUGAUACUAAUGAAAUGUCUGUUGACGAUCACUUUGCAAAGGCUUUGGGUGAUACAUGGAAGAAGAUUCAAAAUGAGAGCAAAUGAAGUUGCUAGUUGUACGGUAACAGGACUUACAUACUUACAUUUAAAAAUUUAACUACAUAUAGCAUUUAUAUGCUUUAGGAAGCAAAGAGUCUUGGACUCUAUUUUUAAUGGUGUACCUUUUCCUUACAUCUUCCUUUUUAAUUAAUCCUACUUUUACGAAUAUAUUCUCAUUCGGUGGCAA